Molecule: messenger RNA, 2482 nt
Organism: Oryzias melastigma (Indian medaka)
Lineage: Eukaryota; Metazoa; Chordata; Actinopteri; Beloniformes; Adrianichthyidae
Gene: mylk5
Product: myosin, light chain kinase 5
Biological process (GO): protein phosphorylation
Molecular function (GO): ATP binding; protein kinase activity; protein binding
Source: RefSeq, a predicted model, not a curated record
AUCAACAGUGGGCCUCUAGAGGAACAUCUCCCGGUUACUGUAGUCAGGAGUGAGUCUGCAAGGAAGCUCCUCAGUUAGCCACCUGCGUUUUAUAAGACUCAAACAAACAUGAAUGGCGAGGGCGGCCAAAAGCUUUAUGUGUCAACCUUCAAGAUGCACAUCAAGUCACCGAGUCGUCUUGGAACCAUCGAAUCCAGGAUCCCGCUCAAAUGCCCAGAAACAGAGUCUCGUUUAAAAAGCUCCGAGCCCCCGGUCUUCGUACGGCCCUUGGAGGACUGCUGUGUGGACGAAGGAAGUGACAUCGUGGUCAGAGGCGUCCUCAAAGGGAGUCAACCCGUCAAAGUGAUGUGGCUGCACAACGGUGAACCAGCCCAUUUUGGGAAAGCUUCCUUUGACGGCAAAGAGGUGAAAUUCAUUGUGAGAGAAUGUCUGCCUGAGGAUGCUGGAGCCUAUACGUGCCUGGUGGAAAACAGCGCGGGGAAAACGUCCUGCAGCGCUGCUGUAUGCAUCAGAGACUUUGAAACUAAAUAUGGUGGUUUGAAGUUCCCCGUUUCAUCUAAAAGCGUCGUGGAAAAUGGGAAGUCAUCACCGACUUGCAAAGAUGAGUUGCAGAAAUUCAAAGGAUCCUCUGUAAGCCCCGACAGCCAGAGCCCAGUGUCGUCACCGAGAGAAGUCAUCCCAAAGAAGAGAGCCAACUCUGCAACAGGCCCUGUAUUACAUUUCGAAAAUCCACCACAGCAACUGGAGGUGAAGGUGGGGCAAAGUGCCAAGCUGUCGUGUUGUUUCAGAGGAAGCGCUCCUGUCGCAUCCUGCUGGAUCAGAAACAAAGAAGAGGUUGUGGACGGUCCAGAUCUGUGGAUAGAAAACACAGAUCAGAGCACCACCUUAGUUAUAGCCAAAGCUGAGCCGCAGCACACGGGCCGCUACACUGUGGUUCUGAAGGACCGCAAAAGCUCAGCUCAACACACGCUUACCCUCGCUGUCAUUGAGAGACCUGAGCCCCCCGCUUCGUGCCCGGUGGUCUCCCUCGUCUCCGAGUCCAGUCUGGUGCUGUCCUGGUCGGGCCCUUGUUACGACGGCGGCAGUGCCAUCUUGGGUUAUGUGGUUGAGGUGAAGAACCAGGGAUGUGCUGAGGACUGGAUCGAGCUCACUGACCAGUGUAAGAGCACUUCGUACAGAGUGUGCUCCGGGCUUCAGCCGAAACACGAGUACUGCUUCCGAGUGAGGGCCUUAAACGCUGCGGGGGUGAGCGAACCCAGCCCGGUUUCACCAGCGGUUAGGAUGGAACAGAAAGAUCAUAAGAAGCCAGAAGAUGCUAUUCUGGAGUAUACAUGUGUCAAGAUAGACUCAACCCAUAAAGUCACCGAUCACUACAUUUUGCAAGAGAAGUUGGGAAUGGGCAAAUUUGGUCUGGUGUUCAAGCUAACCCACAAAGAGACGGGACACGUGUGCGCUGGAAAGUUCUACAAAGGACGCCGCGCUGCAGAAAGAGAGGCGGCACGCCGAGAGAUCGAGCUGAUGAACCACCUCCAUCAUCCCAAGCUUGUUCAGUGUUUGGCCGCUUAUGACCACAAGCCUGAGAUGGUCAUGGUUAUGGAAUUUAUCCCAGGCGGGGAAUUGUUUGAGCGUAUUGUCGAUGACAACUUUGAGCACACGGAGCUGGCCAGCGUGCGCUACAUGCAGCAGAUCCUGGAGGGGGUCGCCUACAUUCAUCAGCAGAAAAUUGUUCACCUGGACCUCAAGCCUGAAAACAUUGUGUGUGUCGACACCGAUGGCCACUCCAUAAAGAUCAUUGACUUUGGAUUAGCUAGCAAGAUCGAUGACAAGACUCCUCUGAAGGUGUUGCACGGGACUCCGGAGUUUGUAGCACCUGAAGUUAUCAACUACGAGCCCGUGUACUUGGCCACUGACAUGUGGAGUGUUGGGGUCAUCUGCUACAUCUUGCUGAGUGGAGAGUCUCCUUUUCAAGGAGACAGUGAUGCAGAGACUCUUGCUCUGGUCACGUCGGCUCAGUGGGAGUUCGAUGAAGAGAGCUUUAGCGAUAUAACCGAAGAGGCCAAAAGUUUCAUCAGCUCUCUGCUUGUCAAAGUCCCCAGGCGAAGGAUGUCCUGUGAGGAAGCCCUCGCUCAUCCCUGGAUCGCCGCCUUUGAUUCUGGAGACCUCACCUCUACCAAGAGUCUGUCCAAAGAGAAGAUGAAGAGGUUUCUAGCCAGGCAGAAGUGGAAGAAAGCGGGAAAGGCCAUGCUCGCCCUGAAGAGAAUGACUCUACUGUCUAAAAGUGACAGCUGUGCGUCUCCAACAUCCCCUGGAGAAGUGUCACUCAUGAGCCCCGAAGCACAGAACGCUCUACAGUCUUUGGAGCGUAAGAUGCAGGGUCCACCUGUGUUCACACAGAAGUUGGAGGAUCAGACUGUAACUGAGGGGUCUUCUGCUCAUCUGUCCUGUCACCUCACAGGAUAUCCCGACCCAGAGGUGGUGUGGC